Spirodela intermedia is the source of this 1701-nucleotide messenger RNA. The record is from the annotation of a GenBank genome assembly. Lineage: Eukaryota; Viridiplantae; Streptophyta; Magnoliopsida; Alismatales; Araceae.
AUGGAUCCCGCCGCCGCUGGGGUCUCUCGCCGUCCUGCUUCGGCCUCGGGCUAUGGGUCCUUGGUGGGGCGGCUCAACUUCGCAGUGGCGGAGUCGCGUAUUGGGCGGCGCUUCAAGGUGGCGGAGAGGGGGAGCACGUUCACGACGGAACUGCGGGCGGGGACGGCCACUUUCCUCACCAUGGCGUACAUCCUCGCCGUCAACGCCUCCAUCCUCGCCGACUCCGGCGCCACCUGCACCAUCUCCGACUGCAACAACCCGUCCCAGUCCUGCAAGUUCCCCCCCGUCGUCGACCCCGGAUAUGCCGCCUGCCUCGACCGAGCGCGGAGAGACCUGAUAGUGGCGACGGUCGGGUCAUCGAUCAUCGGGUGCCUGAUCAUGGGGAUCUUCGCCAACCUUCCCAUCGCCCUGGCCCCGGGGAUGGGGAUCAACGCCUACUUUGCCUACAACGUGGUGGGCUUCCACGGCUCGGGGAAUCUGUCCUACCGCAAUGCCCUCACCGCGGUCUUCAUAGAGGGGCUGCUCUUCAUGCUCAUCUCCGCCGUGGGAUUCCGCGCCAAGCUCGCGAAGCUCGUGCCCAAGCCGGUCCGCAUAUCCUCCUCCGCCGGGAUAGGGCUCUUCCUGGCCUUCAUCGGCUUGCAGGGGAACCAGGGCGUGGGGCUCAUCGCGUACAGCUCGUCCACGCUCGUCACGCUCGGCGCCUGCCCGCGCAGCGAGCGCGUGUCGCUCGCGCCCGUGGUGGCCGCCGCCAACGGCACCAUCUCCCUAAUCCCCGGCGCCACCGUCUCCGGCGGGAUCAUGUGCCUCCGCGGGCGCAUGGAGUCGCCCACUUUCUGGCUCGGCGUGGUGGGGUUCGUCAUUAUCGCCUACUGCCUGAUCAGGAACAUCAAGGGAGCCAUGAUCUACGGGAUCCUCUUCGUCACCGCCGUCUCCUGGUUCCGCAACACGUCGGUCACCGCCUUCCCCGACGACUCCAGCGGCAACGAGGCCUACCACUACUUCAAGAGGGUGGUGGACGUGCACAAGAUCGAGUCAACGGCGGGGGCUCUGAGCUUCUCCGGGCUCGGGAAGCCCUUCUUCUGGGAGGCCGUCGUGACCUUCCUCUACGUGGACCUCCUGGACACCACAGGGACCCUCUACACCAUGGCGCGCUUCGCCGGCUACGUCGACGCCGAGGGGAACUUCGAGGGCCAGUACUUCGCCUUCAUGUCCGACGCCACCGCCAUCGUGGUGGGCUCGCUCCUCGGCACCUCCCCGGUGACCGCCUUCAUCGAAUCCUCCACCGGGGUGCGGGAAGGGGGGAGGACGGGGAUGACGGCCAUCACCGUCGCCGGCUACUUCUUCCUGGCCUUCUUCUUCACCCCGCUCCUGGCGUCGAUCCCCCCGUGGGCCGUGGGCCCCCCCCUGGUUCUCGUCGGAGUGAUGAUGAUGAAAUCCGUGCUCGACGUGGACUGGGACGACAUGCGACAGGGCAUACCAGCGUUCAUCACGAUGAUCCUCAUGCCGCUGACUUACUCUAUCGCCUACGGACUGAUCGGUGGGAUCGGCACCUUCAUCGUCCUAAACCUGUUGGACUGGGGAACGGGUCUUCUGCGGAACGGAAAGAAAAAACCGGAAGCUCCGCCAAGCAAUGGCAAGGUCGACACCACCACCGGCGGCGCCGCCGCCGGAGUUGGCAACACGAAGGAGAUCGAAGUCUAG